Messenger RNA from Cololabis saira (Pacific saury), 2604 nucleotides. RefSeq names its product galactosidase, beta 1 (gene glb1). NCBI's taxonomy places the organism in Eukaryota, Metazoa, Chordata, Actinopteri, Beloniformes, Belonidae. Gene Ontology annotation, molecular function: beta-galactosidase activity. The transcript is spliced from 16 exons. The record is from RefSeq and is a predicted model, not a curated record. Gene Ontology annotation, cellular component: vacuole. Gene Ontology annotation, biological process: carbohydrate metabolic process. The coding region runs from base 149 to 2113 and encodes 654 amino acids.
GAUGCUACUUUCAUUGAUGCACAACACGGUCCACUUCGGGAAGUUGAAUGCCGUUGUGGAGUGUUUUCUCUUCAAAACCACUUUGCAGGAGCUUUAGCAAAGAUUUUGUGUCUGAAACGGAGCAGCAGGGACCGAGAAAGAAGUCAUCAUGUCUGAGAAGACAUCAUGUCUUCUCAGGGUUUGUGCCUUACUGCUGCUGCUGUUUGGACAAUCUCUACAGGGACCUCCUUCAUUCAGCGUGGAUUACAAGGACGACUGCUUCCGUAAGGAUGGACAAAGGUUUCGCUACAUAUCAGGAAGCAUCCACUACAGCCGGAUCCCCAGAGUCUACUGGAAGGACCGCCUUCUGAAGAUGUAUAUGGCUGGACUGAACACCAUCCAGACGUACAUUCCCUGGAAUUAUCACGAGAAAUAUCCGGGUCAGUACAACUUUAGCGGAGACAGAGAUGUGGAAUAUUUCCUUAAGCUGGCCCAGGACAUCGGGUUGCUGGUCAUCCUUCGGCCAGGCCCCUACAUAUGUGGAGAGUGGGACAUGGGCGGUCUGCCUGCCUGGCUGCUCAGCAAGAAGGACAUCGUGCUGCGGUCUUCAGAUCCAGAUUACAUUGCAGCUGUGGAUAAGUGGAUGGGGAAGUUUCUGCCUAUGAUGAAACCUUACCUGUAUCAGAACGGCGGUCCCAUCAUUACUGUGCAGGUGGAGAAUGAAUAUGGAAGUUAUUUUGCCUGUGACUACAACUACAUGCGUCACCUGACCAAGUUGUUCCGGUCUCAUCUGGGUGACGAGGUGGUGCUGUUCACUACAGAUGGAGCAGGACUCAACUUCCUCAAGUGUGGCUCUAUUCAAGGCCUGUAUGCCACUGUGGACUUUGGGCCAGGUUCUAACAUAACUGCCGCCUUUGAAGCACAGCGACACGUUGAACCUCACGGACCUUUGGUGAACUCUGAGUUUUACACCGGCUGGCUGGACCACUGGGGUUCCCGUCACUCUGUCGUGUCGUCUGCUUAUGUGGCCAAAUCGCUUAAUCAGAUUCUGUCCACGGGAGCGAAUGUCAACAUGUACAUGUUCAUAGGUGGAUCCAACUUUGGAUACUGGAAUGGCGCCAACUCGCCGUACGCCGCACAGCCCACAAGCUACGACUACGAUGCUCCAUUAUCAGAAGCGGGGGACCUCACAGAGAAAUACUUUGCUAUCCAGGAAGUCAUCAAAAUGUACCGCAAGAUCCCGCAGGGACCAGUGCUACCAUCAACUCCCAAGUACGCGUACAGCACAGUUACAAUGAAGAAGCUUCAGACUGUAUCGGAUGCCCUAGAAAAGCUGUCCUACUCUGGUCCUGUUAAAAGCAUCUAUCCCCAGACGUUCAUAGACUUGAAUCAGUCUCUUGGUUUCGUGCUCUAUAGGACUACGUUGCCUGUUAACUGCAGCUCAGCCACUCCUCUGUCGUCGCCCUUGAACGGGGUCCACGACAGAGCGUACGUGUCAGUGGACGGGGUGGCUGUAGGAAUCCUUGAGAGGAACAAAGCCAUAACGGUGAAUGUGACUGGGAAGGCUGGCAGUCAAGUGGACAUACUGGUGGAGAACAUGGGUCGAAUCAACUAUGGAAGAGGCAUCAACGACUUUAAGGGUUUGGUAUCCAAUCUGACUUUGGGGAAGGAGCUGCUCGUGGGCUGGACCAUGUACAGUCUGAGCAUUGAUGAAGCAGUCGGCCAGGGCCUGCUCUGGGAAACAACAUCCACACAGACACAACCCCCUCAAUCUGCUUCUCUGUCCCUUCCAACCUUCUAUGGAGGAAGCUUCACAAUCCCCGAUGGCAUCCCAUACCUCCCUGAAGACACCUACGUCAAGCUUCCCAACUGGAAGAAGGGGCAGAUCUGGAUUAACGGCUUCAAUCUGGGACGUUACUGGCCAGAUCGAGGCCCUCAGGUGACACUUUUUGUCCCAGCCAACAUCCUCAGCACAGACGCGCCCAACAAUGUCACUGUGUUGGAGCUGGAAGGGGCUUCUUGUAACUCGCAGCCGUGCACCGUGGAGUUCACGACCACCCCGAUCCUUAAUGCAACAGUCCAGCCUGAAUACGAACAGCACCGGAGACUUUCUGCUAAAGAGGAUUUACUGUGAUGAAAGAGGGAAUUCUGCUGCACAAAUACAAUCAUUUUGCACUAGACUCACUGGCGUUUGAGCCACAAGUGGGCACUUGCUGAGUGAACUCAAAUAUGUGAUUUAAUUUAAAUGUAUAGAGAAGACGCUGAUUUAGGACAUGAUAUAAAUCUUUUGCCAAAUCCUGUUUUUACUUAUGUCCAUCUGUACCUCACUGGUUCUGUCUGAUAUGUAUUUGAAAUCUCUUUUUGUCUCCUCUCAAAUGGAUAAAGGGAAAUGAAAGCUAUUGUUAGUCUAAUGUGUAUUUCUAAGGUUUUUUUUGUAAUAUUGCUUUGAGGAAAAUGUUUUUGUUUUUUUUGUUGUUUUUUUAGUCAAUCGUUUAAUUGGUGGGACUACAGAUCUGUGCCUUCUAUUCAUUUGGAAACUUUACUACCUAUUGCAAAGAAUUCUCGCUUAAUUCUCGCUCAUCUCAUGUCUUAAAAUAUAAAAUAAAAAUAACAGUUCAAGUCAAA